This is a messenger RNA of Syngnathoides biaculeatus (alligator pipefish), 9586 nucleotides long. It is a transcript of the gene lama2, whose product is annotated as laminin, alpha 2. The coding region runs from base 223 to 9567 and encodes 3114 amino acids. Gene Ontology annotation, biological process: regulation of embryonic development; axon guidance; regulation of cell adhesion. Gene Ontology annotation, cellular component: basement membrane. The transcript is spliced from 72 exons. NCBI's taxonomy places the organism in Eukaryota, Metazoa, Chordata, Actinopteri, Syngnathiformes, Syngnathidae. Gene Ontology annotation, molecular function: extracellular matrix structural constituent; signaling receptor binding. The record is from RefSeq and is a predicted model, not a curated record.
AGUCGUGCGGGGCAGCAGGAGGAGCCCUAAAACAGUUGUCAAGUUGGGCCAAAACUUCUGCUUUCUUCCUAGGGCAACAGUUCCACAUGUUCCCCUCCGUUUCCCUUGAGACCCGGUGGGGAAGGAGGAGAGAGAGAGGAAGAGGAGGAGGCGUGCAAAGUUCGCCUCAAGUCCUGCUCACAUCGGCGCGCCGACACUCUCUAAAGCGCACACGGGACAAACAUGACGCCGCUCGGGACGGUGCUCCUUACCGCGUUGCUAUGGCAAUGCGGCUACUCGCAGCAAAGAGGGUUAUUCCCGGCUGUUUUGAACUUGGCAUCCAUGGCAGAUAUUACAACCAAUGCUACGUGCGGGCUGUCUGGACCGGAGAUGUUCUGUAAACUAGUGGAACAUGUCCCAGGUCAGCCUGUAAGAAACCCACAAUGUCGAAUCUGCUAUCAGAACAGUGCGAAACCAUACGAGCGUCACCCUAUAGAAUAUGCCAUUGAUGGGACGAACCGUUGGUGGCAGAGUCCCUCCAUCAAGAAUGGAAUGGAGUACCACUAUGUGACCAUAACACUGGACUUGAAACAGGUUUUCCAGAUAGCCUACGUGAUCAUUAAGGCUGCCAACUCGCCUCGACCUGGUAACUGGAUCUUGGAGCGUUCAAUAGACGGUUUGACCUAUGAACCGUGGCAGUUCUUCGCCCUCACAGAGACGGAAUGUCUGACCAGAUUCAACAUGAAUCCAAGGACAGGACCUCCGUCGUAUACUAGAGAUGAUGAAGUUAUCUGCACAUCUUUCUAUUCCAAGAUCCACCCAUUGGAGAAUGGAGAGAUCCACACUUCUUUAAUCAAUGGUCGUCCAAGUGCGGAUGACCCUUCCCCGACCCUGCUGAACUUCACCUCAGCACGCUACAUCAGGCUGGUCUUUCAGAGGAUCCGAACGCUCAACGCGGACCUCAUGACGCUGACGCUGCAUGACCCCAAAGAUAUCGAUCCCAUUGUGACAAGACGGUACUACUACUCCAUUAAGGAUAUUUCGGUUGGAGGGAUGUGCAUCUGUUAUGGUCACGCAAAGGCCUGUCCACUCAACACUGUUACCAAGAAGUUUAGCUGCGAAUGUGAACACAACACAUGCGGGGAGAGUUGCGAUCGUUGUUGCCCUGGUUACCACCAACAAGCCUGGAUGGCUGGAACCUUCGUCACUCGACACAUUUGUGAGAAGUGUAACUGCCACGGGAAGGCUGAGGAAUGCUACUUUAAUCAGACUGUCGCAGACCUUUCGCUCAGCCUGGAUGUCCACGGCCAGUACCGAGGGGGCGGAGUGUGUAUUUCAUGCCGUGACAACACAGAUGGGAUCAACUGUCAGAGCUGUGUUGCCGGCUACUACAGACCUGCCGGUGUGAACGCUGAGGAGGAAAACCCCUGCAUCCCAUGCUCAUGCGACUCACAUGGGUCUGAUGGCCAGUCCUGUGUUGAGGACUCAAGCCGGGCGACACCUUCCCAGCCACCAGGGUCAUGCCGUUGUAAGGAAGGGUUUGGCGGUCUUCGAUGUGACAGGUGUGCAAUUGGUUACAUGGGCUACCCAGACUGUCAGCCAUGUAACUGCAGCAUCGAGGGAAGCAGCAACAGUGACCCGUGCACUUCACCCUGCAUGUGCAAGGAGAAUGUGGAGGGAGAGAAUUGUAGCCGCUGCAAAGUGGGCUUCUACAAUCUCCAGCGCGACAAUCCGCGCGGAUGCGAGAAAUGCUCGUGCAUGGGCGUAGCGAGCCAGUGCUCUGCCUCCACGUGGGUUUAUCAGAAUGAGAGCACACUGACUGGCUGGUACCUGAGUGGAGAUUCAGGACGGAGGGUGUGGCCUAUUCACAGAGAGACGCCUCAAUAUCUAAGUGUCCACCAUGGCGAUGUUGUGGAGAACCUCGGCUCUGCUUACUACUGGAAUGCACCUGAAUCGUACCUGGGAAACAAGAUACCAGCCUAUGGAGGGUCAAUCGUCUACACUGUCUCUUACACUAUAGAUCAGCAGGAAAAGAUUAUUAGAGUCACUUCAGAACCAGACUUCAUCAUUGAGGGCGGCGGAAUCAAGAUUAUGGACAGACGGUACGGACUACCUGUAUACCCAUCCUCGCCGAGCACCAAUCACAUCGCUCUCCUUCCGGAGAACUUCCUGGUUUUCGAGACUGCUGAGCCAAUCAGCCGCAGGGACUUUUUGACUGUGUUGGCAAACAUGACCAGAAUAAUGGUCAGAGCCUCUUACUGUACGGAACCCAGUGCUGUGUACAGACUUCACUUAUUCUCGAUGCUGGUAGGUUAUCCCAAUGCCAAAGGAGAGAAGACAGCAUCAGCUGUUGAAAUGUGCUCUUGUCCACCCGGAUAUGCCGGAACAUCCUGUGAGGCUUGUGUUGCUGGAUUCCGAAGAGUGGACGGGCAGCUCUACAACGGUGUGUGUGAAGUGUGUCAUUGUCAUGGGCAUGCCACAGAAUGCCACGAGGUCACAGGGCACUGCCUGGACUGUUCCCACCACACCACAGGCCCCCACUGUGACACCUGCCAACGUGGUUAUUACGGCGUUGCCACCCACGGGUCAGCCGCAGAUUGUCAGCCCUGUACCUGCCCUCUCGGUUUGCCAAGUAACAAUUUCAGCCCGACCUGCCACAUUGGUGAGGGAGGAAAUCUGCUGUGUGAUCAGUGUCAGCUUGGAUACACCGGACCAAGAUGUGCCAGGUGUUCCAAUGGGUAUUACGGAAAACCCGAUGUCCCGGGAGACUCCUGCCGGCCCUGUGAUUGCCACGGUAACCUGGACCUGUCUACCCCGGGCAGCUGUGAUCCAAUCACAGGCCAGUGUCUGCACUGUCGACAUGGUUACAGCGGCGUGGCUUGCGGGAGUUGCGACGACGGUUUCUUUGGAGACGCCAUCAUUGCAAAGAACUGCCAGCCCUGUCGGUGCCAUAUUAAUGGCUCCGUUUCGGAAGUCUGCAAUAAGGAAAGCGGGCGAUGCCAGUGCAGGGAAAAUGUGGUUGGACGUCAGUGUGACGACUGCAUGGCUCAGACAUUCGGACUCGCUACAGGUGGGCAGUGUGUGCCGUGUCACUGUAACUCCUUUGGCUCCAAGUCGUUUGACUGCGAUGAAAACGGUCAGUGCCGGUGCCAGCCGGGUGUCACCGGACCUAAAUGUGAUCGCUGCUCAAGAGGAUUCUUCAACUUCCAGGAAGGAGGCUGCACACCGUGUCUCUGCAGCCAUGUGGGCAACAACUGCGACGCCAACACAGGACAGUGCAUCUGUCCUCCAAACACACUUGGUGAGAGGUGCGACCGCUGUGCCCCCAACCACUGGGGCCACGAUAUCACGACUGGAUGCAAGGAAUGUGGCUGUAAUUUGGUGGGCUCGGUGCGACAGGAGUGUAACGUCAACACCGGCUGCUGCGUCUGCCACGACUCAUUUCGAGGAGAGAAAUGCGAUGAAUGUCAGCUGGGAUACCGAGACUUUCCCCAGUGCACCACAUGCGAAUGUAACAUCUCAGGAUCAGAACUCGAGACUUGUGACCUAGAACGAGGAGUUUGUGCCUGCGCAGAUCGAACUGGGAAGUGCAGCUGCAAGGAAAAUGUGAUGGGAGACAACUGUGACCGUUGCAAGCCGAACACAUUCGGAUUGUCACUGCAAAAUCCGCUUGGCUGCAGCAAAUGUUACUGUUACGGGCUGACACACUCCUGCACUGAGUCACAGGGACUCAUCAGGAUGAGGUUAACAUUGAAACCAGAACAGACAGUACUUCCCCUGGUGGAUAAAAACAGCAUUGUUGAGACAAGAACAGGAGUGAGCUUCAAACACCCAGAGAUCCUCGCACAUGCUGAUCUGGUCACCACAGUUCUUUCUGAGCCCUACUACUGGAAACUACCACAACAGUUCCGAGGCUCCAUGAUCACAGCAUACGGUGGGAAGUUGAUGUAUGCAGUGUACUAUGAGGCUAGAGAUGAAAUUGGACCCUCCUCAUACGAGCCCCAGGUUAUCAUUAAGGGCGGCGCUAACCACAACAUCGUGAUGACACGCCACGUAGUGGGACUCCAGAUUGGUCAGCUCACACGGCACGAGAUAGACAUGACAGAGCAUGAGUGGAGGCAUGCAGAUGGCCGGGCAAUGACACGGCAGGACUUCAUGGAUGUUUUAUUCUAUGUGGACUACAUCCUCAUCAAGGCUUCACAUGGCAGCCAGAUGCGAAACAGCCAUAUUUCAGAGAUAAGUCUCACUGUGGCAGAAGAAGGUACACCCACGGGGGAGAGUGUGAAAGCCUACCAAAUAGAAAAAUGCGAAUGUCCAAUUGGAUACUCCGGGCUAUCCUGCGAGGAAUGCGGAGCAGGUUUCUACCGCCUUCGCAGCGGCUCGCACACAUCUGCUCCGGCCUCCAGAGUCCCAACUGCUGCGGGCAUGGGCAGUUGUGUUCAGUGCCAGUGCAGCGGCCACUCGACCACCUGUGACCCUGACACAUCCAUAUGCCAGAACUGUCAAGACAACACAGAGGGGGAUCACUGUGAGCGAUGUGUUCCGGGAUUCUACGGUCUGGUCCGAGGAUUCCAUGAUGAUUGCAGACCUUGCGCCUGCCCCCUUACGACACCUGGGAACAAUUUUAGUCCAACGUGCGUCACCGAAGGGUAUGAUGACUACCGUUGUACGUCUUGUCCUGAGGGAUACGAGGGAAAAUACUGUGAAAGAUGUUCCACUGGUUACUAUGGUAACCCUCAGAUACCUGGCGGUCGAUGCGAGGAGUCGUGUGACGACGAGUGCUCAGGUUUGCUGCUCAAUGACAUGGACCGCCUGUAUCGCAUCGUCACUGAAAUCACGCUGACCACACCCCUGCCGCCACCGUACAAGAUCCUGUACCGCUUUGAGAACAUGACUGAAGAACUCAAGCACAUGCUGUCGCCUCAGAAAGCUCCGGAGAGAUUACUGCAGCUGGCCGACUCCAACUUGGGAUCGCUGGUUGUUGAGAUGGACCAGCUACACAGCAGGGCUACGAAAGUAUCUGCCGACGGAGAACAAGUGGAAGAUGACGCCGACAGAAUUCAGACGCGAGCUGAGGUCCUGGAGAAGUUCAUCAGGGACACGCUGCUGGGAGCUCAAGACCUUCAGUCCAAAGCGGACGAGUUGAACCGCAUGCUGGCGCGCAAAGACGGGGCGCCGGAAAAAGGUUUGAAGGAGACGAAGGAGGAGAUUCAAACCAUGCUGGCCGAGAUGAGAAAACGACAGCUGGGAGACAGGCAGAUCAUUGCCGAGGAGGAGAUGGAUCUGGCAGAGGAGCUGUUCCAGAAAGUGAAGAGGAUGUUUGGUGGUCCUCAUCAGGCCACAGAAGACCUAAAAGCAGAGAUAAAAGGCAAGCUGUCAGACCAUCAGAGCAAACUUCAGGAGGCCCAGGAUCUGCUUUACUCUGCUCGUGAGAAGACGAGAUUGGCUGGCACGUUGGCUGGGCAAAACCAAGCCAACCUCACAUUCUUGGAGAGGAAGCAUGCUGCCGUCCUUGGGGUGAAACAAGAAGCACAAAAGGUCCUGGGGGAAGGAGAAACCCUUUUGGAUGACGCCAACCAGCUUUCAGACGUCAUCAAUAAAGAGUUAGAGGAUGCGCAGGAGAUGAGCAAAGACCUUGGUCCUCUUAACGAGCAGCUGCACGACAAAGUCCGGGACCUCACCGACGGUUUGAGUGGGGGCGGGCUCGCUCAUCGCGUGCACGCCGCUGAGGAUCACGCCCAACAACUGAAUGAAUCCGCUGCAAUUUUGGACGGAAUCUUGGCCGAAGCGAAGAAUCUCUCCUUCAACGCGACAGCCGCCUUCAAAGCAUAUACAAACAUUAAAGCCAAUGUUGACGAAGCAGAGAAAGAGGCGAAGAUGGCCAAGCAGAGGGUGUCAGAAGCGCUGACAAUGGCUUUAGGCCCAGAUAUCCCAAUGAAGGAGGAAGCUCAAAGUGCCCUUCAGAAGAGUCUCAAGCUGCUCAACCAGGCUAAGCAACUCCAUAAUGAUGUCAAAGACAAUGCCGCGACUGUCUCUGGACUAAAGGGCAGAGUUAAAGCAUCAAGAGACCGAACCAAAGACCUGCUCAAAGCUAUCAAUGGAACCAUGACAACACUCAGCACUAUUCCCAAUGACACAGCGGCCAAGCUGGCGGCUACAAAAGCUGUGGCCGCCGAGGCAAACGCUACAGCCAUCGACGUCCUGGAGCGCCUCGCGGUCUUGAACCUUCAGGUCAGCGGCAUACAGAAGAACUUCAGCCAGUUGGCCGACACGGUCAACACCGCUAACAAAAUGAUCCAAGACCCGGAGAAAAACAUCCACGCGGCCGGAGCUAAAGUGAAGGAUUUAGAGGACGAAGCUGAUCGGCUGAUGGAGAAGCUAAAGCCGAUCAAAAAGCUGGAGGACAACUUGAGGCGAAACAUCUCACAGAUCAAGGAACUGAUCAACCAAGCCAGGAAACAAGCUAACUCCAUCAAAGUGUCGGUUUCGUCAGGUGGUGACUGUUUGCGAAGUUACCGCCCUGACAUCAGGAAGGGCAGGUACAACACCAUCAUUCUUCACGUCAAAACCACAACGCCUGAUAAUCUGCUCUUCUACCUCGGCUCUGCCAAAUAUGUUGAUUUCUUGGCUCUGGAGAUGCGUAAAGGAAAAGUGUAUUUCCUUUGGGACGUGGGUUCAGGUGUGGGACGGGUGGAAUAUCCCCAUGUCACCAUCAAUGACGGGAACUGGCACAGAAUCGAAGCUUCUCGUAACGGAUUAAAUGGUACCAUAUUAGUGUACCCUCUAGAAGGUCCCAGGGCCGGUGCGGUGCCAACCCCAAGCAGCGCAAACUCACCCGUAACCUACACCAUCCUGGACGUGGACCAGAACGCUUACCUUUUUGUGGGGGGAAUACUGGGCACGAUUAAGAAAGCAGAUGCUGUGAGGACAACGACGUUCACUGGCUGCAUGGGGGAAACUUUCCUGGACGGUAAACCGGUUGGACUUUGGAACUACAGGGACAGGCAGGGAGACUGUAAAGGAUGCGUUGUCAGCCCCCAGUCAUCAAAUGGUGAAGGGACUGUCCAGCUGGACGGGGAAGGCUACGCCGCAGUGGGACGUCCCACAAGAUGGAACCCGAAUGUUUCCAGUGUUACAUUCAAAUUCCGAACAUUUGCCUCUGACGCACUGCUUAUGUAUCUGGCAACUGAUGAUAUGAAGGACUUUAUGUCCUUGGAGCUCGCAGGGGGCAAGGUGAAGAUGAACUUUGAUCUGGGGUCAGGAGUCGGGAGCGCCAUAUCACCUAACCGUCAAAACGAUGGCCGCUGGAAGUCCCUCACUAUGUCUCGAAACAAGAAGCACGCCACAGUUACCAUCGUGGACAUUGAUAGCAGCGCUGAGGAGAAGAUCGCGGCCACAUCUCUGGGUGCGGCCACCGGGCUGAACCUCAAGGAGAAGCAGAGCAUUUAUUUUGGAGGCCUGCCCACCGUUGGAAACUAUAGGCCAGAGGUCAUGCUGAAGCGCUAUGUAGGCUGCCUUCGGGAGAUUGAAGUAUCGCGAACUCCAUAUAAUCUCCUCAGUAGCUCUGAUUACACCGGGGUUACGAAAGGAUGUAACGUAGAGAACCUGUACAUGGUCAGCUUCUCCAAGCCAGGAUACGUGGAGCUCGGCGGGCUGUCCCUGGCGGUCGGCACUGAGCUCAGCUUGUCGUUCAGCACCCUGGUGGACACCGGCACCCUGCUGUUAGCCGUGGGUGGAGCUCCGCCCCUCAGCCAACAGGUCCGCAACAAAAAUGCCAUCUCCAAGAGGAAACGCAGACAAUCAGGAGAGCCCUUCCUCUCAGUGAUGCUGAACAAAGGCUCCUUGGAGGUGUUGGUGUACACGGGCAGCCACAGUCUGCGUCGUGUCAUCAGACGGCCCGAGCAAGGCAUCCUGAGUGACGGUAGAGAGCACUCGCUGCGCAUCGAGAGAUUACCUGGCAGAUCUUUUGCAGUUCAAGUGGAUGAAGAGGCCAAAAGAGAGGCUCCGCUUCCCAACGACCAGCCAAUCAGCUUGCACCGCGUCUUCCUCGGUGGUAUUCCUGCCGAGUUGGAGCAGACGUCCAAUAGGGCCAACAUUCCAUUCCAAGGAUGUAUAUGGAAUCUAAUGGUCAACUCCGUUGUGUCCGACUUCUCCCAGGCGGUGUCCUUCGACAGCGCUGAAAUCGGCCAGUGUCCCAACCUUGCCCCGCUGCCUCCUCUCCCUUAUCCGACGGAAGAGGCGCAGAAGGAAAAAGAUGCGGCCAAACCUGACCUGGCUGCACCGACCCCUGUGCCUGUCACGUGGCCACCUGUACUUCCCGCUGAGCCCACGGCCCUUGUCUUACCUGCUGCCCCACCCACUGCUACGCUUACUUCUGCUGAAGCCCCGCCCACUGCUGAUACGGACGCGUGCCCCUCGGCUGUGGCCCCCGUGGCCCUUGAGAAGGCCUACCAGUUCGGGCUGAGCAGGAACAGUCACAUGAGCUUCGCCUUCGAUGACGCCAAAGUUAGAGAAAGGUUGAUUUUGGAGUUUGAGCUGAGAACCCAGGAGGAGUCAGGACUGGUCCUCUACAUGGCCAGAAUCAACCACGCUGACUUCGUCUCCAUCCAGAUCAAGGACGGACAGGUGUGCCUGGGUUACGACCUCGGCCACGGCAACACAUCUGGAUGCGUCCCCUUCUCCAUCAAUGAUGGCAGCUGGCAUAAGAUCCGUGUGGUUCGCAGCAAGCAGCGGGCUCUCCUGGUGGUGGACGGGCGAUACAGUAAACAGAUGAUCAGCCCCAAAAAGGCAGACCUGCUGGAUGUGGUGGGCGCGCUGUAUGUCGGCGGUCUCCCGCACAACUACACCACCAAGCGGAUCGGACCGAUUCUUUACAGCAUCAACGGCUGCAUGCGGCACCUGAAGAUGGUCGGUGGUCCGGUCAGCACAAAGGCUGCGGCUACAGGUCGUACCGAGACACACACCGAGGACUUCGAGCUCGACAUGGCGACGCCAACGUCGGGUCACAUGGUCGGAAGAUGCUUCCCUGCCACUGAGGCGGGAACUUAUUUCGACGGAACCGGCUUCUUAAAAGCAGUGUCCAACUACAGAGUGGGUCUGGACGUGUCCAUUGCAUUGGAGUUCCGAACCAGCAGAACUAACGGCGUCCUUUUGGCCAUCAGUAACCAAGGCAACGAUGGACUUGGUAUUGAGAUUGUUCAGGGCCAGCUGCUCUUCCACGUUGACAACGGCGCCGGUCGCAUCACGGCGAUGCACGCGCCCGACGGCGACGGCUUCUGCGACGGUCGGUGGCACGCGGUCGUCGCCGUCAAGGCUCGCCACAGGGUGGAGCUGCUGGUGGAUGGCAAGAUGAGCCAGGCCCAGAGUCCCAACGCGCGGUCCAACACCUGCGACACCAACGACCCCAUCUACGUGGGCGGGUACCCGGACGGCGUUCGUCAGGCAGCUCUGACCGGCCGCACGUCCUUCAGAGGUUGCAUGAGGAACCUGAAGAUCACCAAAGCCUCAAAGGUCAUGGAGGUGCACUUCGACAAGGCUCUGGAAGUCGCAGGAGUGCAACCGCUGUCGUGUCCCGCCGGCGCCGCGUAACAACCGACCUCUUUGAAUA